This is a messenger RNA of Humulus lupulus (European hop), 219 nucleotides long. RefSeq lists its product as uncharacterized. The record is from RefSeq and is a predicted model, not a curated record. The coding region runs from base 1 to 219 and encodes 72 amino acids. The transcript has 2 exons. Lineage: Eukaryota; Viridiplantae; Streptophyta; Magnoliopsida; Rosales; Cannabaceae.
AUGGAUUCAACUAAAUAUUUUGGUGUCACUAUUGAUGAAAAUCCACCAAAGGUUGUAUAUACAAUAAGACUAGUUAGAAACGCCUUCAAAAAAGGGAAAAAUAUUAGAACUAAAAUUGUAGGACUUUACCCCAAAGGGAGCCCUUCCAGAAAUUCUCGAAGGCCUGAGCAAAACCCAGGCCUAAGAGGGGGUUUGGAAAUAGUUUUCAACCAGCAAUAG